This is a messenger RNA of Linum tenue, 405 nucleotides long. Lineage: Eukaryota; Viridiplantae; Streptophyta; Magnoliopsida; Malpighiales; Linaceae. The record is from the annotation of a GenBank genome assembly.
CCGUCGCCGCCGAUCGUAAUCAGGGAAGUCUGGGCCUCCAACCUGGAAUCCGAAUUUGACCUCAUCCGCGCCACAAUCAACGAGUUCCCUUUCAUCUCCAUGGACACCGAGUUCUCGGGCGUUGUCUUCAAGCCGUUCAACAACCACUACUCCUACCGCCACCAAAACCCCUCCGACCACUGCAAGCUCCUGAAAUCCAACGUCGACGCGCUCAAUCUCAUCCAGGUCGGCCUCCCCCUGUCCGACUCCGACGGCAACCUGCCGGAUCUGGGAACCGGAGCGGCGCAGAGGUUCAUCUGGGAGUUCAAUUUCAGGGACUUCGACGUGGAUCGGGACUCACACGCGCCGGACUCCAUCGAGCUGCUGAGGCGGCAGGGGAAUAAAGUUGAAGGGAUUGAUUGCUGA